UCAAAAAAAGUAACCUUUCCAAGCUCUGAACGUAGGUAUAGCUAUAUUGCAUCUUUGGUCUCUUUAUAAGCUUGCGGAACCUUGAAGGAGCGAAGAGGCGGCUUAAGAAUUUUAGGCUUAUCGGACAGUUCCCGCCCUUCCAUUGGACAGCCCUUUGUGCGAUGGUUGGUGACGUUACUACGACUGAGCAAGUAAACAUGAAUUCAAGGUUGUGAUUGAAAUUGACGUGCUGGAAGUGUUAAAGCUGCUGGAUGCUUAGUAUAGAAAACCAAAGCUGCUUGCAGAGCUGAAAGCAUAUUCUGUGACGUUUCCAAGCCGAAAACAUGGCAACCAAAGUAGUCCUACUGUCUUACGAGGCUGUAGAUUCCAGUACAUCCAGAAGGCUGAAUCUCAGAAUGCCCUUGAAGAUCCUAGAUCCUGGUCGUUCCAAACUAUCCACGGUUGAGACCAAGAGGAUCAUAUCUGUCCUGGAUGAGACCAUCUUUAAGGUGGAGCUAGUCAGUACGUUCACUUACAUUCUUGAGAAUCUUGAGGAAUUUAGCAUAUCAUUGGGACCCGAACUUACAGGGCCCCUUAAGGAACAUCUGCGGCUUUCAAACAUUAUGGAAGCCACGCUUGCCCGCCUGGAUGAAGAAGGGGUUUUGUGUAAGGGCACUGCCAAAGGGGGCCUCUUUGGGGCUGAGGAUCCGGAUGGUUACCUUGCCUUGCACAUACAAGGCUUGCGAUCUUCUGUUCGAAAUAUCAUGCGCCUGUUUUAUGCCAACCCCUUAGCUUAUCAGGCUGUAAGAGAGGUUGCCAGUUCCAGGAAUCCAUCUUCCACAGAGUUUAUUAAUGGCCUUUUGGAGCUCAGAGGGUUCCUGUUUGAGAAACUUCUGACUACCCCCUUGGAAGAUAAAGAAAAAAGCCGCUUUAUGUAUGAAAUUGCCCAGCGAGACAAGAAAAACAUGGAGAUGAUUGCAGCUUUGGAGGAUGAACUGACAGCAGCAAUCCAGAAUCGCGAUGAUGAGAUUUCCAGGAAGAAUGCUGCAAUCAAGGAGCUCAAAACCCACUUACACAAUCUGUCCAAGUUCUCUGAAAACCAAAUCCAGCGCACUCGAACAGAGGCGGAGAAGCAGCAGAAGACGGAGUUGCGUGGGUCUCAGACAAAAUGCACCAGGUUGCAGCAGGAGCUGCAUCAGCUGAGGGCCCAGCUCAACGCCCUCAUUGCUGAAGACCGGGAGUCUGAGUAUGCUCUCCGAAAGAAAAAGUACAAAGUGGAGAUGGAAAUAGAGAACUGGGUCCAGAAGUACGAUUUUGAGAUGAUAGAGAAGCAGGAGGAGAUUGAGCAGAUCGAGGUGGUCUACACGGUGGAGAAGGAACAGCUGGCCGAGCUGAGGGAGAAGUUUGCCCUGCUCGACCAAGAGUACAGCCAAAUCAAGGAGGAAAGGAGGGUGAAGCAGGAGCAGAAGGAGAAGGCCGAGAAGGAGCUGGCCAUCCUGGUCCGAGCCGCCACCCUCAUCCAGGCCUUGUGGAAGGGCUACCUGGUGCGGUCGCUGCUGCGGACCAAGAGGAAGAAGAAGGGCAAGGGGAAGAAGGCGGGGAAGAAGUGAGCCUCUUCCUCUUCCUGCCUUCUGCCCACAGGCAGCCAGGCAAGCCCACCCUGGGCCAUUCCCCGGGGGGAGGUCUGUUGUUCAGUAAUAAAUGUUAUCAGCCA
Messenger RNA from Rhineura floridana, 1693 nucleotides. RefSeq names its product IQ motif containing D (gene DRC10). Bases 324 to 1589 code for a protein of 421 amino acids. The record is from RefSeq and is a predicted model, not a curated record. NCBI's taxonomy places the organism in Eukaryota, Metazoa, Chordata, Lepidosauria, Squamata, Rhineuridae. Gene Ontology annotation, molecular function: protein binding. The transcript is spliced from 5 exons.